Messenger RNA from Wickerhamiella sorbophila, 324 nucleotides. RefSeq lists its product as hypothetical. Bases 1 to 324 code for a protein of 107 amino acids. The transcript has a single exon. The record is from RefSeq and is a predicted model, not a curated record. NCBI's taxonomy places the organism in Eukaryota, Fungi, Ascomycota, Dipodascomycetes, Dipodascales, Trichomonascaceae.
AUGAUGAUCCCUCCGCAACCGGACUCUCCAGACCUGUUCCCGUUCUCCCCCGUGGAUGAUAGUCCCAUGCAUCCAUUCACACCGCUAAUUGUGCCCACCUCGACUAUAAGCCUGCUCUCUUUGAGUUCGUCAAAGGACAGAAGAACUUCGGGAGACUCGCCACUAGUGUUCCCACUUCCGAAGCGACAUGUGCCAAUACACCUCCGCAAACUAUCCGUAUGCUCUGCUAUACCAGACUCGCCGAGCCUCAGCCCCGUCUCUUUGAAUUCGUCGCCUUCAAAGCUGUCUCUCGGGCGGGCGGCUAACUACCACGCCGAGCAAUGA